AUGGACUGAAAACUAAGAUGGCGGACGAGUAGUUCACACUACAGUGUCCUUUACUGCCCAGUAUAUCAGACAUGGAGGCACAAAAGAAAACCCCAGAGACACGGCUAUUUCGCAGUAAUGUUCUGAAUCCAAAAGACGAGAUAGAAGAGAAACUAGAAAAGUGUGCAGGUAUUGUGAAUAGUACUAUAUCUGGGUUGCCAGACAGGGAAGCGCAUGAUGCUCUCAACCAAACAGUUUGUAAAAGUGUUCAACAACAUGAGGAUGUUUCUUUGGGAUUGCUCUACAUUAUCCUUACUGACCCAGCAUCUGCACCAAAGGCAUAUCGAGACUUGUCAUUUAUCACACGCGAUGGCCUUGGCAUGAUAAUCAACAAAGUGGUAGGGAUCGUAACAGACAAGUUUGCAAAACUACAAGAAGCUACGAAAACACAGAUAUUAUGGCUGACAACGGAGCUGGUUAAGAAUUCUGUCUUGGGAACAGAGAAUUUGUGUGCGGCACUGUUACGUCAGAUUGUGGGUGGCGACAUUUCUCCUCCCAACAUAUGGCUGGCGGAGUCCAUGUUAAACUUACUGAGCAACAACAGACCCUGGUUAGAGAAGAACGGUUUAUUUCUGGCAACAGCACUCUACUGUUACCUUCGUCUGAUACAAGAUCAUGAGGCUGCUCCUUUCAAGAACCUCAGGACCAUGGAAAUUGAAUUUUGUAUCUCACUUUUGAGGGAAAGGUUUGCAGAUUGUUUACCCAUUGGUAGAGAUCUUGUUCGACUACUCCAAAGUGUAGGAAGAAUUCCAGAGUUUCAAGCUUUGUGGAAAGAUAUUUUGUACAAACCACAAACAUUAAGUCCUCAGUUCACAGGUCUAACACAGUUAUUGCGAAUAAGAACAUCUAGAAAAUUCCUUGCUUGUAGACUGACACCAGACAUGGAGAACAAAAUUAUCUUUUUGACUUCAAAGGUCAAGUUUGGGCAGCAAAAGAGAUACCAAGACUGGUUUCAUAAGCUGUAUUUAUCUUCACCUGAGAGCCACACCCUUAAACCAGAUCUCAUUCGCUACAUUGUUGGUGUUGUGCACCCUUCAAAUGAAGUACUAGGCUCUGAUGUUAUUCCACGAUGGGCUAUCAUUGGCUGGUUAUUAACAUCAUGUCAGGCCUCAGCUGCAUCAGCCAACGCAAAGCUGGCUCUCUUCUUUGAUUGGAUGUUCUUUCAAACUGACAAAGACAACAUCAUGAAUAUAGAGCCAGCCAUUUUGUUGAUGCACUGUUCCAUCAGAAGCCAUCCAUUUAUCACCAGUACACUCCUUGACUUCAUCUGCCGGAUGAUGUCUAACUAUUGCCCAUCUUUGGAUGGUUUUGUGAGGCAAGGAGUAAGAAAUGGCUUCAGAAUCAUACAGAGAAAGAAAGUUGUCAUUUCUCUGUCACCUCUUCUGGAUAACCCCAAGCUGGAAAGAGGACUGAAAGUUUUGGUUAAACGAGAAUUAGAAGAGUUUUGUGUUCCUGGUGUAAAGCUUGAGGAAGCUUCAACUGAUAUCAGUCUCCAGUCCUCUAGCAUGAUGAGACUAGGAGGAGAACUAGGUUCAAUGGACACUUCCAAAGAUAUUGAAACAGAAGACAGUGGUGUUGAUGAUGAGCUGGAGAUGCCGGAUGAAGAAGCCUUGUUCUCUGACCCUGAAGAAGAUGAAGAAAUGGAAGGCAUUAAAAAUGAACCAAUAGAAAAAGACUAUGAGUUUAAGCCAAUAGUAAAGGAGGAAGAUACCAGGCAAGGAGGGGGGACGUCAGCAAGUACGGGGGAGGAAAGGGAGAGUAAUGAAGAUAUAACAGAGCUGGAAGAACUUGAAAAUAUUGGGGAAGAAUUAAAGAGCUUGCUGAUACAGUUCUCCAGAGAAAGUGAUCCCACAAUGAGAUGCAAGAGGAUGGAAAACAUCUUGACUGGUGUAAUUGACCUCGAGGAUUCUGAAGUGGACGACAUUUUGAAACCUCUUGCUGUUUGUCUGAAUUUUUGUUUGGUUGAUGAUCUUCUAAUCUCCUGCUUUACUAAAGAAAGAAAUGUCGAAGAAUCCUUGGAAAGUCCUGUCUAUGAGCUAUUUAGAAAUAUUUGUACAUUACCCACACAUGACGUCAGUAGAGAACGCUUCCUGUCUCUUCUGAGUGCUUUACAUGAGGUCAACAACAAGUUUGGCUAUCGCUUCUUGUUCUAUCUCAAAGCCAGUGAAUCAGAUGAAGAAAGGCUGACGAUGUAUGAAGAUUUUGCAACCACUUCUCGAGGAGAGAAAAGCUUACAAGCCUGUCUGAUAGAAGAUCUAAAGGUGUGCCAAGAUUACGACCCUAGAGCAUUCCGUUACAUCAUACCGUCCAUAUACAGAAAGUUUGCUGAGCACGUGGUUGGUGAUAGCGAAAUCUUACACAUGUUGGUGACCAAUAUGGAGCCAAUACAGCUUAACACAUUUAUCUGCGAAAUAACAUUAGGAGAAUUAAUCAUCUUUGGAGAGCAAAAACAACUAGACACGCUUAUUGAAUCGACAUUAGAUUGGGAAUCAUUCGAGCAGUACUGUGUCUGGCAACUGAUACAAGCAGAAGAUGUUCUACUAGAAUCAAUAGUUGGUAUUCUGCCUCUACUGAAACCAGAGCAGCACGCUGAAGCACUGGCUAACCUAUUGAUUCUGAUGAAAAGUGUCCAGCCUUCUCAUGAUCUUUUGACACCAGUGCUUGGAAUGGAAUGUCCAGACAAGAGACCUGGUAACCAGUUUGCUACAGCGUUGCUAAGAUACUGGAGUCAGGAAUAUUCAAGUGAGCUGGCACAACUGAUAAGUCAACAAGUAUCUAAACAACUGUCUGGGGGAAAGAAAAGAAAGAAUGCAAAAAAUCAGCCAUCUGUGGAUCAAGUGUUGUCUCACCUCGACUGGUUACACAACAUAUGUCAAGAACAAGAAGAUAUCAGUUUUUUUAAACAAGACAAUAUACGAUCAGCUCUAGAUCAGGCUAGAAUCGCUGGAUCAGAAGCAAGAAAAUCCAGGUUCAAAAUGCUCUUUUCGUUGUGCGAUGAAAAAGAAACAAGGAAAAGAACUACAAGAAUGUCGCGCCAGCAAGCAGCAUCUAAACAGUCAGCGGCGUCCUCUGAUGAAAGUGAUGAGGAAGAGGAAUCAAUUAAACCAAAGCCUACAAAAAGACGAAAGAAAACUAGUACCUCUGUUGACUCUGAUAGCGAUGACUAGUAACCUUUUCGGUUACGCCAACUAAUCAAGUCCUCUCUCUUUUCUCCACUCCCUCCGCUAAGUUCUCUUUGCCUCGAGGGGAAUAGACAGCUGCUAAAACUAGUAGUCAAUGCCCUUCGUCUACUCAGUCAGUGUGGUGCAUACCACUACCAUUCUUUCAUGCAGUUAGCCUAUCAUGAUAGUUAGAUAGGAAUUCUGAAGAAUUUGGAAAGUAUUGAUGCCCAUUUGAUCAAUAUACUAGUGCACGUCCAUAAAAUAUUCAUUUCAAAAGGCUGUUCUCAUUUACUAAUGUUAGACAGAAUAAUAAAACUGCUUUAUAUAUAACUUGAUGAACAAAAGAAAUUGAUUGUUAGAAGGCCGAAGUGCAAAAGUAGGCUUUAAUAAAAGCAGAAGUUAGGAAUUUUUAUGAAAAA
Molecule: messenger RNA, 3619 nt
Organism: Actinia tenebrosa (Australian red waratah sea anemone)
Lineage: Eukaryota; Metazoa; Cnidaria; Anthozoa; Actiniaria; Actiniidae
Product: integrator complex subunit 3
Cellular component (GO): cytoplasm
Source: RefSeq, a predicted model, not a curated record